GAGCAGGGACCCUCUUGUUCAUCCAGUGGCCCCUGCCACCUCAUGGAUCCCAUGUUGGAGGAAAGCUGAUCAGUGAAUCUGGAGAGCUGCUUCAUAUACAUCACAGGAUCCCAUGAACCAGACCUUCUCCAGAGAAGGGGAAUGGAAGUAGAAUCUUUUGCUGGCUCUUUCUAUGACAUCAUACGCUCAAGGUGGUUUUAAGAUUCCACAGAAAAAAGCUCCAUUUCAAGAAAUGCCUCUUGUUCUGGAAGUCACUUCAGAGUCUUCUGAAUGUGUCCUUUGCUGGGCCUAGCUCUUUCCUUGCUAGCCCUGCCCUGCGCCUUAUGCGAUGACACGGUGGCCGACGACAUCGGGACCCACAUGAUGGCUCGCAUCUCGGAGCUCCUGUCCCCGGAGGAAUGCCAGGCCUUCCACCUCAAACUCCUGGGCCCCGAGGAGAACGUGAAAGACGAGCUGGAGCGCCUCUCCGAGAAGAACAACCCCAUCGGCCGUCGAAGACGACGACGACGAAGGCGGCGGCGCCGGGACAUCAUCACCACCGCUCAGUGCAAAGAAACCCUGCAGCAAUGGCUGGAGACGGAGGGCGACACCAUGUACUGGGAUCGCUUGUCCCGGGCUCUCCAGCUGAUCGGCCGCGCCGACGUCUCGCUAGAACUGGGCAAGAACCUCAACCAGGACAAGAACCUGGAGAUCAAGAAGAACGUGGAGGAGUACCACGAGACGGUGAAGCACCUGACUUCCUCGCUGCUCCUGGACGAGGGUCCCGGAGGGAGCGCGCAAGGCCGGCAGCGGCGCCAGGGGCCGGAUUCCGCUCCGCCGCCGCCGCUCGAGCAAGGGGAGUGGGACGGGCUGGAGCUGAUCGUCGAGCGGAAAGCGUUGCCGCCUUACAACCGGAGCCUCUUUGAAUGGGCCACGCCUCUGGCGACGGGCGUCCUCAGCGGCUUCCUGACCUCCUUCAUCCUGGUGGCGCUGGCGUUCUACUCUUUCGUCUGGAUCCUCAACGAAGGCAGCCCCAGCUCCGCGCCGUUUCCCGGCGACCGCUUGUCGGCCACGAUCUUACGCCCGCCUCCCACCAGCCGCGGAGGCAUCUACUACUCGUUUCAGCACCUCGAAAGCUACGACCCCGGGGAGGCCGAGGACGAUCCAGACGAGGCCGAAGAAACCUUACGUUAAGCCGGGGCAAAAGCCGGCCUCUCUUCUGAAGAGUUGGAGAGACAAUAAAGGCGGCUCGUUCAUUUUG
Pantherophis guttatus is the source of this 1240-nucleotide messenger RNA. Its product is annotated as transmembrane and death domain protein 1. NCBI's taxonomy places the organism in Eukaryota, Metazoa, Chordata, Lepidosauria, Squamata, Colubridae. The record is from RefSeq and is a predicted model, not a curated record.